AUGGCGCAGAAACAGCUUAUCGUGGCUGUUGAAGGAACGGCCGCCAUGGGCCCUUACUGGUUUACCAUUCUUUCCGAUUACCUUGACAAGAUGAUUCGGAGUUUUGUUGGAAAUGAGUUGGCAGUUCAGAAGCCAUCUACUUAUAAUGUUGCAUUCUCUCUGGUCAUGUUCAAUUCUCAUGGUUCUUAUAGUGCUUGCGUAGUUCGACGGAGUGGUUGGACUACGGACAUUGACAUAUUCUUUCAGUGGCUUUCAGCUAUACCCUUUUCAGGUGGUGGUUUCAAUGAUGCUGCCAUCUCAGAAGGGCUUGCUGAAGCUCUAAUGAUGUUCUCUGCUACAAAUGGAAACCAAACUCAAAGUGGAAAACGAAGUCCACGAGUUGCAGAUCUGCCAGUAGACACUUCUAAGAAUCCGCAUUUUCUUGUUCUAAUCUCGGAGAACUUUAUGGAGGCUCGUGCUGCUUUAACUCGCUCAGGAGUGAUAAAUUUGGCAUCAAAUCAGAGCCCUGUGAAAAUGGAUGUGACUUCUGGACCUUCCAUUUCUGGUCCGGCUUCUGUUCCUUCCAUUUCUGGACCAACUUCAUCUUCUAAUCCAGCAGUAAAUGGAUCUGUCAUUGGCCGGCAACCAAUAUCUGUUGGAAAUAUCCCUCCUGCAACUGUAAAAGUGGAGCCUAGUUCCACUUCCAUAGUUGGACCUGCAUUUCCACACAUUUCUUCUGUUCCCCGCACUGCUCCUCAAGCUGUUCCAAGCUUACCAACUUCUCCACCGGUAUCAACAUCUCAAGAAAUGAUUUCAAACAAUGAGAAUGUGCAAGAAAUGAAACCUCUUGUCAGUAAUGUGACACAGCCCUUGCGUCCAGCGGGUGGUGCAGCAGCAAAUGUGAGAAUUCUGAAUGAUGUUGCUCAAGCACGUCAGGGCCUUCCAUCUAUGGGUGGAACACCUAUGCUUUCAAACAUGAUAUCCAAUGGAAUGGCAUCUUCUGUUCCUCCUGCUCAAACUGUAAUACCAUCAGGGCCACUAGGUGCUGCAUCAGUUGCUGGGUCGUUGCCAAUGACAGGAAUUGGCCAGGUUGCGCAAAACUCGGCUCCUGCAUCAUUUACCACCUCCACAGCUUCUAAUAUGCCUGGAAAUCCUAACAUUGGCCUGUCACAACCAAUGAGUAAUCUCCAAGGAAGUGUUAAUAUGGGUCAAAUGGUACCGGGGAUGAGCCAAGGAAACCUUCCAGUCACACAAAUGGUACAGAGUGGAAUAGUCAUGAAUCAAAGCUUGAUGAAUGGAAGUGGUGCAUCUGGUAUGCCAACUGGCGCUGGCCCUGUCACUGGCACGGGCACGGGCACGAUGAUUCCUACUCUAGGCAUGUCUCAACAAAUGCAACCAGGAAUGCAGACUGUUGGUGUGAGUAACAAUAACUCAGCGGCAAACAUGACCCUGAAUCAGCAGACAUCAAGUACAAUGAAUUCCGCACAAUCAAAAUAUGUGAAAGUCUGGGAGGGUAACUUAUCUGGGCAGCGACAAGGCCAGCCUGUGUUCAUCACCAGUCUGGAGGGGUAUAGAAGCGCUUCAGCUUCCGAGACGCUUGCUGCAAAUUGGCCACCAACAAUGCAAAUAGUUCGGUUGAUAUCCCAGGACCACAUGAAUAACAAGCAGUAUGUUGGAAAGGCUGAUUUUCUAGUUUUUCGUGCAAUGAAUCAACAUGGGUUUCUAGGGCAGCUGCAAGAAAAGAAGCUUUGUGCAGUUAUACAGUUACCAUCACAGACAUUGCUGCUCUCAGUUUCCGAUAAGGCAUGUCGUUUGAUUGGAAUGCUUUUUCCUGGGGAUAUGGUUGUAUUUAAGCCACAGAUAUCGAGCCAGCAGCAACCGCAACAGCAUCCACAGCUUCAGCAACAGCAACUGCAACCACAACAGCAACCCCUUGCACAGCUUCAGCAACAGCAACCUCUUAUGCAGCAGCAAACUCCACAACUACAGCAGCAAACUCCACAGCUACAGCAGCCGCAGCAGCAGCAGAUGUCGCAGCUACAGCUACAGCAGCAACAACAGCAGCCACAGGCAAUGGUUGGUACAGGGAUGAAUCAAGCUUAUAUUCAAGGUGGGGGACGAUCACAGCUAUUAUCUCAGGGACAAGUUUCAUCACAAGGGCAACCGAGCUUGCCUGGAGGAGCCUUCAUGAAUUGA
Molecule: messenger RNA, 2175 nt
Organism: Fraxinus pennsylvanica
Lineage: Eukaryota; Viridiplantae; Streptophyta; Magnoliopsida; Lamiales; Oleaceae
Source: the annotation of a GenBank genome assembly